Messenger RNA from Scheffersomyces amazonensis, 618 nucleotides. It is a transcript of the gene TIM12, whose product is annotated as Tim12p. Gene Ontology annotation, biological process: protein insertion into mitochondrial inner membrane. Lineage: Eukaryota; Fungi; Ascomycota; Pichiomycetes; Serinales; Debaryomycetaceae. The transcript has a single exon. The record is from RefSeq and is a predicted model, not a curated record. Gene Ontology annotation, cellular component: mitochondrial inner membrane. The coding region runs from base 20 to 508 and encodes 162 amino acids.
UGAACUUUUCACAGCUUCGAUGCCUGUGUAUGAUACUGUACUUUUUUUUUGUGGUGAGGCUCGAAGAAAGUUAAGCUCAGUAAAAAAAAAAUUUCCACUAACUUUCACCCAAACUGUAGUGGGUGUAGUGAACCAACAGGUAACUCUACCAGUACGUACGUCAUUUCUAUCCAUGUCAUUAUUUAUAGGGAAUACUUCCCAGUACGGAACUGCGUCUGUGGAUCCUGAAAAGAUCAAAAUUGCAGAAGUUCAAUUCAUUGCUCAAGCUAGUACUUUUAAUCGAAUGCUCAGUCUGUGUCAAACUAAGUGCUUACAACAUCAUUAUAGUGAAGGAGAUUUAAAUACUGGAGAACAAAGUUGUAUAGAUCGAUGUGUUUCUAAAUAUGUUAAGACUAAUUUGGCAAUAGGGAAUGAAUUUACUAAUAAAAGACUUAAUCCUUAUACUGUUAUGCCCGAUUAUGAAAAAGUUCAAACUAUACUAAGAGAUAAUGUAAGAGAUGAGAAUUAAUGAUUAAUGCCAAACAAAGAAAGAAAGAAAGAAAGAAAAGAACAGAAAAUAAAAUAAAAGGAAAACAGAGACAAUAAUAUUUACUGUUUUAUAAUGUACAUAGAUAGAAA